CUGUCACCCACUGUGCUGAAUACUGCUUUUCUAUCAACAGCAACCAUCUCCUUGUGUCUGAGACUUGCUUAUUAAUCAGAAGCUUUGAAAGGAAACCAAUCAGAUAGUCUCACUGACUUCAAUCCCUUGCUUGUCUGAGUUAAAAUAAUACUGGAAAGGGAUCUUUAGAUAAGAGCAGAAUCAGCAGAUGAGUUACUAUACUAUAGGUACGUGCAUAAUGCAGUAGCAACAGAACAGUCUGGAUGUGAAGACAGAUGUACAUCUAGAAAACACCCAAGAAAACAGCAUUCAACAUAACAUUUGAAAACAUUUUAUGCAAACAAUGAGGAUUUUAUACAAUUUACAUUUCAUCAUGUGCGCCAAUAUAUUUUUUUUGGUGCACACAACAUCAGUGGGGAAAAAGCUUCAACAACACAUAACAGCUGAGAAGAAGACAUCAUUAAAUAGGGAUGGUAAAAAAAUUUUACAUCGUAUCAAGCGUGGCUGGAUGUGGAAUCAAUUUUUUUUACUAGAAGAGUACACAGGUUCAGAUACACAAUAUGUAGGCAAGUUACAUACUGACCAUGACAAGGGUGAAGGAAAUUUAAAGUACAUACUGUCUGGAGAUGGAGCUGGUAGUGUAUUCAUUAUUGAUGAAAAUACUGGCGAUAUCCAAGCUGCAAAAAGACUGGAUAGAGAAGAAAAGUCAAUGUAUGUGUUACGUGCUAUGGCAAUAGAUAGAAAGACUGGAAAACAAGUGGAACCUGAGUCUCAGUUUGUCAUAAAAAUACAUGACAUUAAUGAUAAUGAACCAAAGUUUACAAAGGAUGUUUAUUAUGCAAGUGUUCCUGAAAUGUCUGAAGUGGGUACUUCUGUAAUUCAGGUAACUGCCUUAGACAAUGAUGAUCCUUCAUAUGGAAACAGUGCCAAGAUUGUAUACAGCAUUAUUCAAGGACAGCCAUAUUUCUCAAUAGACCCUGAAUCAGGCAUAAUUAAAACUGCUUUACCAGACAUGAACAGAGAAAACCGGGAGCAUUACCAAGUGGUAAUUCAGGCCAAAGAUAUGGGAGGCCAGAUGGGAGGAUUAUCUGGGACCACCACAGUGAACAUCACCCUGACUGAUGUCAAUGACAAUCCUCCCAGAUUCCCACAGAGUAUAUAUCAGUUCAGCUCAACUGAAUCAGCUGCAAUCGGUAAAGCAAUAGGUAGAAUAAAAGCCAAUGAUGAGGAUAUGGGUAAAAAUGCUGAAAUCCACUAUAAAAUCAUUGAUGGAGAUGAAGAAGGUCAUUUUGAUAUCAUCACAGACCAGGAAACACAAGAGGGAAUAAUAACAGUUAAAAAGUUGUUGGAUUUUGAAAGCAGGAGGCUACACACCUUUGAGGUUGAAGCCUCCAACAUGAAUGUUGAGCCUCGUUUUUUUCACCUUGGCCCGUUUAAAGAUACAGCUACUGUGAAAGUUGUGCUGCAAGAUGCUGAUGAGGCCCCUGUUUUUAGCAAAUCAUUUUAUGUGAUUGAAGUAGAUGAGGAUGCAAAAGAAGGUAACAUUGUUGGUCAAGUCACAGCUCAGGAUCCUGAUUCAUCAAAGAACCCAGUGCGGUACAGCAUUGACCGCAAUACAGAUAUAGAAAAAAUGUUCAGUAUAUACUCAGGGAAUGGAUCUAUAUUUCUUGAAAAGUCACUUGAUCGAGAAGAAAUACCAUGGCACAACAUCACUGUAAUAGCAACAGAAGCAAACAAUCCAAAACUAAGCAGAUCUGUUCAUGUGUACUUUAAAAUUCUGGAUAUUAAUGACCAUGCUCCUGAAUUUGCAAAACAUUAUGAGACAUUUGUAUGUGAAAAUGCAAAACAGGGCCAGCUUAUUCAAACAGUAAGUGCAAUAGACAAAGAUGAACCUCCCCGGGGACACAGAUUCUACUUUGAAAUGGUGCCAGAUUUUUCUAUCAAUCCAAACUUCACAGUUUUAGAUAAUAAAGACAACACAGCAAGUAUUUUCACAAAAAGAAAUGGAUAUAAUAGACAUAAAAUUAGCACUUAUGUACUUCCAAUCAUAAUUUUUGACAAUGAUUAUCCAGUUCAAAGCAGCACAGAAACAUUAACCAUACGUGUGUGUGCCUGUGAUAGCAAGGGAAAUAUGCAGUCAUGCAAUUUGGAGGCAACCUUCUUCCCUGCUGGAUUGAGCACAGGAGCUCUAAUUGCAAUUUUACUUUGUAUCAUCAUACUUCUCACUUUGGUGAUCCUAUUUACAGCUUUAAAAAGACAAAGAAAAAAAGAGCCCUUAAUUUUUUCUAAGGAUGAUGUUAGAGACAAUGUUGUUACAUAUAAUGAUGAAGGAGGAGGGGAAGAAGAUACACAAGCUUUUGAUAUCAGUACCUUGAGAAACCCAGAAGCAAGGGAUGAAAACAAACUCAGAAGAGACAUUCUCCCUGACACUGUAUUUCAAAUUCGCAAACCAGUUCCUCUUUGGGAAAAUAUUGAUGUUCAAGAUUUUAUACAUAAAAGGCUAAAUGAAAAUGAUACAGACACAACUGCUCCACCAUAUGAUUCUUUGGCAACUUAUGCUUAUGAAGGUAAUGAUUCAAUUGCUGAGACUCUAAGCUCAUUGGAAUCUCCUGCCAUUGAAGAGAAUCUUGAUGAUGAUAACUAUGUUUAUCUUAGAGAAUGGGGGCCACAGUUUAAAAAGCUUGCUGAUAUGUAUGGUGGGCAAGAGAGUGACUGAAAUAUUGGUGAAAUAAUAAGCAAUUUAAAAAUCUAUACCUCCCAUGGUUAUUGUACUGUAAAUGCAUUAUAAAUUAUUCACAUUUUUGUAACAUUAAGAAGAAACUGAGCAACCUUUCCUUCACAAAACAUCUAUUCAAAAGAAUGUAUUAUAACUAAUUUCACUAUGCUGAUAUGCUUUAUUGUGCCUUUUAGGACAAACUUUUUAAAUUUAAUUACAUCCUUCUAAAAUGAGAUAAAAAUUCUCCCAUCAACAUUUAAGUUAUCUACAAACAUGUAUUUAUUUCAUAUAAAUGCUCCAUGUCAUACUUCAUUUUAUAUUGUAUAAAUA
Molecule: messenger RNA, 3025 nt
Organism: Xenopus tropicalis (tropical clawed frog)
Lineage: Eukaryota; Metazoa; Chordata; Amphibia; Anura; Pipidae
Gene: cdh9
Product: cadherin 9, type 2 (T1-cadherin)
Exons: 12
Coding region: 314-2695 (793 amino acids)
Biological process (GO): cell adhesion; cell-cell adhesion; homophilic cell-cell adhesion
Cellular component (GO): plasma membrane; membrane
Molecular function (GO): calcium ion binding
Source: RefSeq, a predicted model, not a curated record